AUUUAAGACCAAAAUUUUCCGAUCCAGCAUUCCAAGUAACAAGUAUCAACACCACCGAAGUUUCAAAAUUUAAAAAGAUGUCAAAGUUAAUAGUGGUGUGUGGCGUGACCGGCAACCAGGGGCGCUCUGUCGCAGAGACAUACCUCAAAGAAGCUGGAUGGAGGGUUCGUGGAAUCACUCGGGAUGCAACCAAACCAGCUAGCUUGGCGCUGGCUGCCAAAGGCGUCGAAAUCGUUGAAGGCGACUUGGACAAUGCAGAGUCUCUGAAAGCUGCUCUUCAAGGCGCCAAUGUUGUCUUCGGAAACACCGUGUUUCCCUUUAUGUUGGCACUGACCUCGAAUCCGCAAUUGGAACCCGGACAGUCUAUCCUUGAGUGGGCUUACGAACUUGAGGUUCAGCAAGGAAAAAACUUGGUAGAGGCCGUUGCCAAGCUGGACUCGCUUCAACUUUUCAUCUGGUCAACCCUCUCAGCGACCCGAAAAUGGUCUGGUGGAAAAUUCCAGAAUGUCUACCACUUCGAUUCCAAGGCUGCUGUGGUUGAUCACGUGCGAAUCUAUUAUCCUGAUUUGUACAAAAAUACGUCCAUGCUGCAAUUAGGUCUCUUCAUGACGAAUUGGAAGUUUGGUCCCGUUAACAUUCCAUGGGUGAAGCGGCGAGAUGGCACGAUGGUCCUCCGUAUGCCAGGAGAACUCAAAUAUCCAAUUCCACAUGUUCUCGUUCAGGAAACAGGAGAAUACGUCAAGGCACUGGUUCAGGCUUCCCCCGGCAUGCAUUUGCUGGCUUACUCUGAGUUUUUGACUUGGCCAGACUAUGUGAGCCUGUGGAGUAAGACGACUGGAGUUCCGGCAGUAUUUGAAUCCAUUACCAUGGAUGAUAUGGAAAAGCUGGCACCGGGAGGCUUUGGUCUCGAAAUUGGGGAGAUGCACGCAUACUCCAUGGAAUUCGGGUACUGGGGAAAUGAUCCGUCGAUUAUAUACCCGGAGCAACUUGGCCUCAAGGGAGAGCUGACCACGAUUGCGAAUUACAUCAAGGGGGAAGACUGGUCUGAAUUGCUAGGCCGGCCUGCAAUGGAUUGACGUAUUAUAGCUACAGGGCUUGUUUUGCUCGUGAACUAGAAUUGCAUGUUGCUCUAGACAUUUUUAGAUGAGGUUAUUCUUAUUGUAUAGUUGCACUAGGUCUCCAAUGACGUUAGGUUUGCCGACUGUGGGAU
Messenger RNA from Colletotrichum acutatum, 1210 nucleotides. RefSeq lists its product as uncharacterized. NCBI's taxonomy places the organism in Eukaryota, Fungi, Ascomycota, Sordariomycetes, Glomerellales, Glomerellaceae. The record is from RefSeq and is a predicted model, not a curated record. The coding region runs from base 78 to 1076 and encodes 332 amino acids. Gene Ontology annotation, cellular component: nucleus. The transcript is spliced from 4 exons.